CAAAUGCACACUACAAUGUGACAAAAGAGCGAGGUGUGAAAUGUAAAAGUGUCUUUUAUGUAGACAUCCCUGGAAGCGGUGAGAGAAGCGCAUCUGUAUGCAGAGGCUGGACAGUCAGUACUCUGAGCUGCACAGCAGAUUGACCAGCAGUAAACACGAGGACAGGAAAGUGACGUGUGUGUACAUCAUCUUCUGGAGAACAUAAAGUGGGUCACAGCUUUUUCUUCUAUUGCUGUAAACCUACUGAAUUGUGGCUCAGGAAAUAGUAGGGUUGACGUCUUUAUUGAUUUAAUGAGAUAGGAACAUACUGAUCGUCUCGACUGGAGAUAACCAUGGUUAUUAAAAAUGGAAAGUCCCCAGUUCGGCAGAAACUAGAUACUGAGAAUUUCGAAGACAAGUAUGAUAGAAGACUUGAAUUUCAUGAAACCUUGAGGAACCGCCACAAUACAACCUCUUGUCGACAGGACAAUCCUUGCUGGAACAAGGAACAGGAGAGACAUUCCCCAAGAGAGCAAGAGUUUUUCAGGAGACGACAUCUUUGGACUGAUGAGUUAGGAGACAAAGGAGUAAGGUCUCCUCCUAAGUCAAACAAAUAUAUUAAACACUCUUCUAUCAGAGAAAAUUUAAUUAAAGUGGACAACAAAGAUAAAGAUGUGUCCACAAGUUGUCAGAUAUCCUGGCAUCAUAAUCGCUCCAAGACAUACCCUUUUGACUCUAGAAUUGCAAUAUCAGAAUUCUGUUUAGAACCUGUUCACAGUAAAACCAAAAAAAAUGAUGUAACAACGAGAGAAAGAGGAGUUCAGACAAUCCAGGAAACACCAAAAAUCAGUUUAAAGAAGGACUCCAGCCAGCAAACCGAUUGUGCCAUAGCUGUUUUGAAUGGGGAGUUACUUCAGCUUUCUGAAUACCUGAUGGAGGCCCUACACAGGGAGCAGAAACUGAAGAAAAAGCUUUGUGCCUUACAGGAGCUCCUCAGUGUGCUUGUACAGGCCUCCGAGAAGUCGUGGAUGACCCAGCUUAAUGACGACCAUUUAAAGUGCAAAGUGGUAAAUCUUGAAAACCAGCUCUUCUUCUACACUCAGAGUUUUUCAAAAACAAAUGUGAAAAAGCUUCUCUUGGAGAUGGAAGAUCACAAGAUGAAAUAUGAGGAGAAAGCCAAAGAAUCACUUCAGAAGUUAUCAGAGGAGAAAAUAGCCACACAAAGACAACUCCAGAAUGUGGAGAUGUCAUUAUCAAUGUCUUCAGAGGAAUGCGAGUUGUGGAAAGAAGAAUACGAAAAACUGAAAGCAGACUGGAUUGAACUGAGCAAUAAGCAUUGUGAGCUAAAGAAUGAGAUGAACAUCCUUCAUAGCAAACUGCAGUGGGUGGGAUCUCAGGAGUCACAAUGUCAACAGCUUUACAGUCGGAUUCAACAGCUACAGAAAGAGCAGAUUGAGUUGCAAGCCUUGAAUGAGCACCUUCAGGAAGACAAUGAACUGCAGAAGGAGCAGCUGAGCUCUCUACAAGUUAGACUGAGGAAUUCGGAGGAGCAGAAACUUGAGAUGCACAAACAAAUUAAGGGUUUACAACUUGACCUUGUAACGCUGGAGCAGAAAAACGUGUCAGACAUUAAAAGAGACACGACAACAUUACAACUAAGUGAGUCACCAGAAGAAGAACUGAAAAAUGACCAACUCCAGGCUGUGAUGGAAAAACUAGCGUCACAGGAGAAAGAGUGUGCAGGUCUGAAGGUUGAGCUGGACCUGAUCACUGAUGACUAUCGCUCUUGCCAGAGAAAGUUGAAGCAAUGUCGAGAGGAGCUAAAGGGAAUGUCCAGAAAAAACCCAAAGAGAUGCUGCUGCUUCUGGACGCCACUCUUUACGGUGAUAUUGGCUGCAGUGAUGGCGUUCUUUUUCUCCAGUCACAUAGAACAUUAUAUGCACUGAAAUGUUCACCUACCUCAGGUUUACUAAGGAACUGCAUUUGUUAAUUAAUGUUUAUGAACAGUUUUUAGUUUUGUUCCCAAUUUUUUUUUAUGUGUUUAUGUGUAUAUUACAGUAUUUGCCUUUUGCAAUGUGAACAGAGAUGUAGCACAACACAAGUAAUAAAGUGCCUUAUGCAAGA
Molecule: messenger RNA, 2103 nt
Organism: Bufo gargarizans (Asiatic toad)
Lineage: Eukaryota; Metazoa; Chordata; Amphibia; Anura; Bufonidae
Gene: TRAF3IP3
Product: TRAF3 interacting protein 3
Exons: 16
Coding region: 333-1925 (530 amino acids)
Source: RefSeq, a predicted model, not a curated record